GCAAUGUUGGUAGAAUAUAUGGGGAGCGAUUUGGAUGAUACGGCUAAACCCAUCCAUGCGGUCGUGAGCAAAGUGGUGUGAUAAAAGUUUGUUGCAGUAAUUGUAAACACCCUCCCCGUAGUGCCAUGUGAUUCCUUCGGAUGAUUUAAAUAAUUUGUGGGAUUAAAAUAUACUUUUCGGGGAAACUAUCGAACAUCGUAACAUCGAACCGGAAAUGUUGCUAUGUGUUGAGCGAGUGUGAACUGUUGCCGGAAAAAAAUUAUGGAAUCUAAAUGAUGUGACGAGGGACACAUAGCAAUGGAAGUGUUUAUUGAAUUGAACUUCCUGAACCGGAAUCUGUUUGAUAGGAUUUUUUUUUACAAUUUUUAAAUGCUUCUUACCGUAUGGUGUAAUAGUUUGUGACUUUGUGUUUGUUUUGAGUUUACAUUUUUCCGAUAAAUUUUACUUCAUUUCAAAUAGUACACCAACUCCAUUUGGAGACUGUGCGUCACCAUCAACCAUCAUCGAGUGUUGACGAUGAUGCUGAAAUUGCUCGGGGUUUGCAUUCAUUUGCAAGCAUUGCUUUUCAUGUGUUUGGGUUAAGUGCAACAGUUUUAACAAAGUGCUGUCAGCAGUAUCGUUGCUGAAAGCAACAGAUAAGUAAUGCAGUUUUUAUCGUGUUGUGACCGUGCGGUGUAUAGAAAGUGUUAUACCGCAAAUAGUGAGUUUCAAUUGUUUGUUGGUGUUGUUAUACGGCAAAUGGUAAAGGAAAGCGAGCAGAAGAAGUGAAAAACAAACAAACAAAUCAACACAGUCGUGCACGAGAUUGACCAAAAAAGAUUAGCUCACCGUGCGUGUUGUAACGAUGCCAACAUCCGCUGUAAGGUGCGCGAGUGUAUGCAACGCAGCGAGAGCAAAAGAUUAGUGUGUCCAUACCGCCGCUACCGAUUUGUUUCGGGAAGUUCUAAAAGAAACGCAAAAUUUACAAGUGCCAGUGGUGUAGCGUGUGUCCUUGAAGGAAGUGUGUCCAGUUGGUGUGUUGGUGGUGAUAGCAGUGAUACCAAGUGCUCGAGGGGAAAAACGCAAGAAAAGAUGCGUUAUGCUUUAUGUUUUACAAUAGCAUAAAAGUACAUCCGGUGCAUCCGCGGUUCUUAGUGCCGACCGCAACGGCCCAGUAGCGCAGUUGUUGUGUUACCACCCAAUGGUAUCACGCGAUCGAUUUGUUUCACUCCCGUGUCCCAAUUGCUAGGCGCGUUUUUGUUCGGGGCUUUUAUUUGGUUUUGUGUUUUAUCUCUUCUGUUAAUUGUUUCUGUUCUUCGUUGUUGAUCGAUUGUUAGUUGCGUUCGUUUAGUUUCCAGCUGGAAGCGAACGAGAAUCAGUUUUGCAAAUCAGUAAAAUAAUAUAAAAAAGCCGGGCUUAAGAAAUUUUGUUACCCUACCCACCAACCUCCGCCGCCACCCCCAACGGGUAAGGGUGCAAACCGGAAAGCGUGUGCGUUUUUGGUGCAUUUGUUUGCGUGCGUGCGUUUUGCAAACAACCGGACGGCGACCCGUGCGAUCGUCGUCGGUACAACGGCCAGUGCGCGGUGGUCGGAGCGCAGUGAUGAUACCCCAACACAAUCAGGUGAUCAGCGCGUUGUCACAGCACGACAGCGAGAUGGAUACGGUGAUGGUGCAGCAGCAACAGCAGCAGCUGCAACAGCAGCAGCAACAGUACACCGGCAACGCCUCACCGCCCGUCUUUGGCUCCCAGAUGGUGGAUAAGAACUCCAGCACACCCUACACCGAUGCAACGCAGACGAAAAAACACAGUCCCGGCCACAUCAAGCGACCGAUGAAUCCGUUCAUGGUGUGGAGUCAGAUUGAGCGGCGCAAGAUUUGCGAAGUUACACCGGAUAUGCACAAUGCGGUGAUCUCAAAGAACCUUGGUCAGCGUUGGAAGCAGCUGAGCCCGGCAGAACGUCAACCGUUCAUCGAGGAGGCGGAACGUUUGCGUAAGUUGCACACGCAAGAGUACCCCAAUUAUAAGUACCGUCCAAAGAAGAAGCAAGUCAAGGGUGGCAGUGGAGGUGGUGGAGGUACGACCGGUACGUCCAAGAAUGGAUCAUCUUCGUCCUCCUCUACCGGUGCCGGUUCACCUGCCCUGUCCACAUCAUCGUCCUCCUCCUCCUCGACAGGCUCACCGGAGUCCGUUUCGUCCCGGGACAGCUGUGGAUCGUCGAGUAGUUCCUCUUCAUCGUCAACCUCGUCUGCCGGUGGUAAGUCACCGGCGUCUUCCGGUAAGCGUAGCCGGACCGCUAGCGGGAAGGUCUCCAAGGCUGGCGCUGCUAACGGUGGUUCGCUCAAGGGCAAAAAGCAAGUUAUCAUCGACGAGCUUGGCCAGCCAAAGAUGGCUGCGGUAGCGACGGCCGCCACUAUGACAACGCUAGCGGCCCAACCCGACUGUUAUUCGUUGGCGGCUACCCAACCGCUGCCAAACUCACCAGAAAGCGCCACACUGUACGACGAACGGUCGCUGAUCUCGCCCGAGCCCACGUUUGGCCCAUUCUCCGAAAGUACUCCGAUCUUCAUACGAACGCCAGACCAUAACGUGUUCGUGGUGGACGAAAGUAAUCACUUCGAUCACGAAGCGAAAGGCUUCCUAUAUCCGCAUGGUACCACGCCAGAUCUCACCGGUGACAGCGUGGGGAGUCCUCUGGGCCAUAACACCACCAUCAUCACCUCCGCCACCUCCGCCACUACAACCACCAGCAACAGUAGUCCGAGUGCGCUCAAUCACGGCACCCACGUGACGGCCUGCAACAGUCCGCAUCCUCAGCAUCACAAUCAACACCAGCAACACAAUCAGCAACACAACAACAACAACAGUCUUCAGAUCAACAAUAAUCACCUCCAGCAUCAGCAGCAAACGACGCCGUCCGUCAAGUCCGUCUACACCGACAGUGACGGUGACUGCGUGAAGACGGAGAAGUACUACGAGGACGAUGAGUGCCAGAGUGAUCGCUAUGGAACCAUGCUGGACGAUAGCUGUUUGGAUGGUGUUUCUGGCAUCAACCGAAUAGAUGAUUCACUGGACCUUGGUCCCGCCUCGGUAGGAUCGUCGGGCCCUCCCGGUUCUGGAGCGUGUUUCGGGGAGAUUGUAGGCUUCAAUGGACAAUUCACGCUGACCGAUCCAACUCAGCAGCAGCAGCAACAACAACAACAGCAGCAACAGCAAGCUCAGCAACAAUCACAGCAGUCCCAUCACCUCAACCAGCAGCAGCAGCAGCACCGGGGCACACUAGCGAGCUUUAACGAAAUUACCAACGGACAACAGUGCCACCAGCCGUUGCUGCUGCAACCGUUCCAGUUCUCCCUGACUAACCAGCCUCUGGUAGCAAACAGCCUUCACCAGCAGCAGAACCAGCACCAGCAGCAGCAGCAUCAGAGUCAGCAACAGUUCCAGCAACAUCUGCGACAGUACGGCUGCCAGCAGCACCUAGUGGACUCGCAGGUUGCCGUGGAGAAUAUGGGCAGCUUGCCGUUGCUGGCGGAAGCUUCGCUUGUGCCCAACUGUCAGCCUUCACCAUCGGUGGACGGGUUCGGUGCGGCAUCUCUGUCACUCGACGCUAACAUCAUCGACAGCAACAGCCAGACGGACGUAUUGCCCAUCCUGGAUGAUAUGCUCGGUACCGCCAACAUGGACUACACGUUCGAAGGGCUGGAAACGGCGUCCUCGUCUAGCGGUUCCCAUCUGGAGUUCAUCACCGAGGACAACAGUAUUUUCCUGUCCGAGCCGAACUUGAUCUACAACGUUUAAGGCGACAUGGAACCGGUGAGCGAACCUCCUUCAAAUACACAACCCCCUACCCCAUAUUCAUCCUUCACAGAUACAUAUUAUACACAUGGCAUAGGAAAGGGAUUUAAACGUGCGUAAGCGUUAGAACUAUUCUCAAGCGCACGUUGCCACCAGAGAAGCAAAAAGUAAAGGAAGCAAACAUUUGUUGCUACCAUUUAUCAUUGGGAAAAUAAAUAAAAAGAAAACAAACAAACCAGAAUAAGAUAGGAGAACGGUAAAAGAAAGUAAGCGAAAGCGAAAACAAAGAGAAAAAAAGUUGGAUUAAGAAAAAAAUAAGUGCUUUAUCAAAUGAGGUGCAUGAUUGGAAGAAGGCGUGUAUGGGAAGUGUAUGUAAGAGAACUGUAAAGGAGUGGAUGGUUUGUGCGAUAAUUUAGAAAUAACUAAGGUAAACUUUAAAAUAGCAGGAAACCCGAUAAGUGCGGUAAUUGCGCCAAGUGCGUCAAGUUUUGCAAUAUAUAUAUAUAUAAAUAUGAAGCAAAGAACGUAAGUAAGAAAACACACAAGUUAAGAGUAAUAAACUACAAAGUGAAAUAAAACAAAGUUGUCAGUAAAACAAAAGAAAUCAAACACAUACACAAAGAAGCGAUUCAGAGCUUAAGAGAAACUAGGUAAAACACUCAGAAAGAAAGUGAUGGGGAAAAUUAGAAUGAGCGAAAUCAUACAGACGGGUGAGUGUGAACGUGAGUGGAUGAGCGAGCAGGUCAGAGGUGGUCGUUGGCGUUUUUUUGCAUGUUUCAUUUGCUCUUACCUCGAAGAACACAUUUGGUCAAAGAUGGAUGUGAUCGGAAGGAAUCAAACCAAACCAGGAUAAAUGGGGAAACAUCGUGGCGAGUUUCGUUCGGGUGUAGGAUAUCUGGUACAAAUUGAACAAAUGUUUUUUUGCGCUCUGUGCAGUUUUGUAAUUAAAAAUAGCUCACGUACUUGCCGCUGUCAACGAAGAUGCGAAAGGGAAAAAAACAUGUUAGUGAAAACAAAAAGAAACAAUUUGGUGGAAUUUAAAGAAUUACGAACGAUAAGCUAUAAGUGGUUUUAAUUGAGUAAGAUUUAUUAAUAAAUCGCUCAUCCUUUAUUUAAUUGCUUUGCUGUUACAAAUUCCACAGCAAAAAUCGUACCGAAGAACAUUUGUAAAAAUUGUUGGGAACAUUGAAAGUGCAAAGAGAAAAAAUUCCAGCGAAGAAUUGCAUCUCGCUAUGGAGCAGGUUUGGAAUUUUCGAGUUGUUUCCUUAUUGCUACUGCCUUUUACGUGGACUGGAAAGUCGAUGUAAUAUAAGUUCCCGUAGGACAACACAUCCUUCCGACAAUUGGACAGUACAACUGUUCCUCAUCCAAACGAACGUACUUUAAUAAAGGUGAAACAAUUUGAUUAAUGUAAUGCCCAGCAUCCGGCCUUUGGAUCACUGCGGACGUAUUGCCGGUGGUGCGGCAACGGCGAAGGAAGUGUUUUAUUAAAUUUCUUUCACGCUUCCAGUAGCAGCACUAGCAGUAGAAAGAAGGCUAAUAGAAAAUACGAACGUUCGCUAGCUAAGCAGUAGUGCACGAUCGCAGCUACAUUAUCCUAUUUUCGUCCAAUUUCUGCUCUCACCGGGACUUCGGGUUGGGAAAAAAUUCCAGAUUCCGCUGCGAGCAUCGAAUCGUUUGAAUCGUUUUCUACGAUACUACUGUUCCCUUUUUUUUCUUCGGUUGCAUGUCUACCUUCGUUGCCUUUCCGACCACCCCGGGUGUAUCCUUUUCACGAAAUAAUCGAAAUUCAGCCACCAAAACGCGCCACGCCAGGAUAUGCACGAUUCGGUUUUUGGAGAAACGUAGGUAUUAAAUAAAAAAAGCCCCAAAGGUUCACUCGGUACGGUUUAUUAUCCCCACGUUUGAAUCGAUUCCCUUUUCACCAGGCGUGACGUGACGGGAGGGAGUUGGCUUGGCUAGAAGGGCGACUGCAAGGGUAAAAAAUUUGUUACUCUACAUUGGCUUUUAUUCGGUUUGGUGUGCCCUCAAUCGAGAGCCAAUCUCCAGAUGGCCCCUUCCAUUUCCCGUCCGUCCGGGGAAAUUUUGUGUUCCCUUCCAUUGCUCAUCUUAUCGGCAAUGUGUUUUCUAUACCUUAGCUUUUGCCGGGGGUUUCCCCACUCUCCUUUCUUAACGAAAAUGUCCUGGAACGAUUUUUCGUUCCACUUUUCAAAUCGAGAUAUUUUUUACCCUUCUGUCCGUGUUUUCCUUUUUCCAUCGUUGGUCGCUUCGUUUUGGGCAUGGUUCCCAAAUCGGUUCGUCGGCUUUUUUUGCUGCUUCCAUUUUCUCUUUACACUUCACGAAUCACCAAACGGGAACGACCUGCAAACGGGGAUGAUUGAGCAUUACGAGCAAUUUCUUUCGUACGAUCGGCCAGCUGGUGUGUUUUUCUCGCCUCCGGAUAAGGAUAGGUUUGAUUUUCUCGUGCCUGGUCGAUAAGAAUUGAAGGAAGAAAUCCAUUUUCACGCUGCAGGAGAAGAAAUAGCAAAAAAAUGAAGAAGAAAAAUGGUGAAAGGUCUUUUAACACACUUCAGCGGAUGUUUGGAAUGAUGAGUUGAACGGCUAACCGGAAUAAGGUCACGACGUUGUCGGGUUCAACGUUUGAAGCCAUGUUUUGUUUGUCAACCUUUGAAUGAUCAACUUAUGAACUUAUUUAUUGUUUGUUUUGAAAUAAACAAUACACCAGCACGAAUAUCAUUCAAGGCGGAAGUAGAUUUUGAAUGUGGCAGGAAUAUUUCGACCUCCAUUCGGCAACGGUAGAAACGAUCUUUCGCCAUUAACAUCCUUCCUUCCUCCGAUCAGGUUCACAAAAACACAACACGCCACCUCUAUCUGCUAUCUGACUCGUGUACAGAAAGGAACAGUAGUGUUGUAAGGUCUUUUUUCCCUCUAAGAAUAGAACCUAACUGUUGAUGUUAUACAUUAUGUUAAAGCACUUGUAUAUUGAAUUAUGUUGGUUAGAGUUAACUGUCUUUUGCUCUUUGUGUUUUUUGUUUUGUUUUGUUUUUUUUUCUUCUGGCCACGGUUUCUAUCGAUGUGACAUGUGUUUUCUCAUACCUCCGUGCGUGAAUAGGCUCAUCAAUGCCGAUCACGGAUUGUUAGAAUAAGUGAGAGCAACUUUCAAAAACAAACAUAAAAAUUAAACAUUAAUCCCUAAUCAUAUACUUUACACACCCUGUUUCUAUGUUUAGGAGCUACUUUACUCUAUAAGAUAUGAAUACUUUAUUACGGUGCAUCUAUUUGCACGUUUCCAUCCCUUUCCCUCUUUUCCUUUUUCCUCUACAAAUAAUCUCUAAACCAAGUCAGGAUAGGUGACUAGAAGCUAGAGAAGAAGUAAAAAAACAAACACUGAAAUGGAAGGAAAGCAGUAAACUGUACUAAAAUUAACACGAACGCCAAGCAGACGAGAUGACGAGAUGACGAGACGGACGGAGAACUUGUAGAUAUGAAAAUAAAGAAAAUAAGCUGAAUAUGUGAUUAAAGUAAUGGAUUAAGGCAAAACAAGGCAAGCAUACUGUAAGUGGUGCGCCAAGCAGUAAGGAAUGCGAAACUUGGAAGCGGAAGGAAUGGUUUAACUAUAAUAUUUGUGUAAAGUUAGUGAAGCGCAAUGCUUCUAUUGUAAGGCAUAUAAGCGAUUAGUGUGUAGGCGCCCAACUAACCAAAAUUUGGCAGAAAGUGACGCAAGCUAUAGGGUAAGCUACAAAACAUAAACAAAAAACCUAGCGCCGAGCGGAGGAAACCAAUAAAACAAAACAUUAUAGAGAAAAAAAACAACAACCGAAACUACAUUUGGUGUAGCGAGUGUGCCAAAACACUUGCAAAGUCCUAUCGCGUAUCCAUGCAAACGUAAACGUAAGACAAUUCACAAGCCCACUGGUAAACGUACACAUGUGUGUAAAGAGUUUCCCUCCAUGGUGGAGAAAAUGAAAAUGGGGCAGCAAAAUGCGAACAUUACAACUAUUUUAUAAAUGUUACCCUUUCAGCUCGUCCCUGUGGACCACACAUAGAGGAAGCGAACAGUAAAAUUAGUGAACGAAACGGAUUAAAACGAGAAAAGGAAUACAGUAAAGCAACCUACCCAUACACCCAGCCAGAUACACGUUACAGCUGAGAUUUUUUUCUUCAGUUGUUAGAUAAGGUAUUACUACUAAUUACGGUUACUAUUACUACUACUGGUACACACUAUUAUAACUCUAUGAUAAUCGCAGCCAUGUUUGCAAUGAAAAUGAAAGCAUCAAUAGACUAUCUUACAAAUGUUUAACUUUAUUGUUUCUGUUUGUUUUGAUUUUUUUUUUUGCUGCUGCUUAUAUUACUCUGCUUAGGUCUUUUGAUGACUUAAUCACUAAAUAACUGGGGCCCAUUUUCUUCGUUUUGUCUUGUUUUCGUCUCUUAGGCAGAAGAAUUGUUUGAUUUCUAGAGUUUGGUUUCAUAAGUCUAUUUUCGUUCUUUGUUCGUUCGCAUGGUUUCGGGAUUCGUUUACAUUGCUAUUAUUCUGUGUCGCUUUUGUUAAUGUAUAGGAACAACUCGAAUUGAGAAAAAAUCAAUCACACGUAACAUGGUUUGUAUAUAAACAUCUUACACUGUCACUGUCCCAGGUUGAAGAAGUACUGGAAGCAAAUGGAGUUGGGAUGUUUACAUACAAAAGCUAAGUUGGUUGAAAAAAUAAUUGGUUUUGCUUUUCAUUUUUAAAAUGGCUGCAUUGUAACAAAACCAUAAAACUUAUUGUAAUUUUUGAGGUUAAGAUUCUGGCAAAUCAUAAACAAUCAUUUUGAGCUUUUUAAUUAAUUUUAUUGGAAGGUGUAAGAUGUGUUCAUAGAAUUUCCGUUUCAGUAAGCUUUUUCUUUAUCCCCUCAGAACAAAAUAUCAGGGAACCCAUUUCGGAUGCAAAUAAUAAAAUCAAUCUGAGCUCGAGACAGGUAGAAAAAGAGCCAGCAACACAAGAGUGGAAGCUUUUUAAUACUAUUUUUGUACCAUUUUCAUAUGGAAGAAAUCAGCGUUCUUAGUGAAGAGUGUUUGAAGCAACAAAAGCGGAAAUCAAACGUACGUGCAUACAUCGAGAAACAAGACCAGAAAUAGAAUAGUGAAGCAAAACCAGCUAUCAAAACAGUGAAGAAUAAUAGACGAAACCACAAACACUAAAUUAUACAACAAAACUCGCAAAUGUCACAGCAAUACAUGUUCCGAAAUGCAGAAAUAUAGCAAAGUAAUAAAAUUUACACAAAGCCAGAUGAAAACCAAAUGUAAAAUGGGCACAGAUUUUAAACGUCGCUAACAAUUAAAUGCCCAUUGGUGCAUCAUCAGUAAUAUUACAACGAAAUGUGACAGAAGAAGACGGAAUUCAAACAUAAAACAGAAGCAAAAAUUCCUACACUUUCACACCCACAAACAUACUCUCAUAAGAAAUCAUAAAACCGCAAAACAUAAGUAAGAAGUAAAUACGUUAAUAAUAGAAGAACAAAAACACAAUCCAAGAGCAUCUACAGAAAGGUUCAAAUCAAACGCAAAACAAACGGUUUUACCUAUUAGUAAACAAAAGCGUAAAAAGAAGCAAAAAGAAAGAAACAAAUUACAAAACUCAGGAAAAUAACCUAUUGCGAAAAAUAGCAAUCUUUGUGGUAAUGAAACAAAACAACAAAACGAAAACAAAGCAAAUAGUUUAGGUUCCCGGUUUUUUUAAAUAAACGCCGCAAAACGAAAUGAAAGCAUACAGUGGCCGUGUAGAUGCAUUGGAAGACAUUAAGGAAGCAAAGGUUUUAAAUAAAUCACACGGAAGGCGCAGUAGAGAAAGAGAGGAAAGAAAAAAAUAAAGAAAAGGAAGAGAAAGAGAGAGAUAGAGAAAGAGAGAGAGAGAGAGAGAGAGAGAGAGAGAGAUUUUCACACGGCCCAUUUUGCUACAACAGCCGCUACAAAAUAGCAAUGAAAGCUCAACAACCAAAACAAAAAAUAACAAAACAACACAGUUCACUAACGAAAGCCUACGAUGAAGCAGUGCAAGUGAUAAACAGAAACGAAAUGGUCCUUUUUUGCAGGAUAAACCUAGAAACACUAAACUAACGCAACGCAACGUGAUCCAAACCUCUUUCUCAUCCACUCGUGUUUGUGUGUGUGGCCCAUCGGUGGUCAUAUUGGACUAGCAGCAGUGUUCGUCUUACUGAGUGUUUAGUAUACCUAUUCCACAGCUGCUGCAUUCCGGUGAAGGAUGUAUCAUUCGGAGCCGGGUUAUGUAGAAAAUAAAACAAAACGUUUUGUGGAAUAGAAGAUGCCGCAAAGUGGGGUGGCUUUACAAGACGCAUACAUACACAAAUACAUAGAAGAAAAAAAAGCUUACACCCGUAUCAAUCAUUACUACGAACAAUCGAAAUGGGUCCGUGAUGGUUGAAGUUGAAAGUUUAAUAAACUUGAGGAAAUAAUUUAAUCACACACACGCACACACUUACACGCUGCUCCUCCGCCCCCCCCCCCCCCUCCCAUUGUUGGGUAGAAUGUAUUUUUUAAUAGUGUAACAAAUUGUUAGCAGCAAUGGGUUCUAGUUCUUGAAGGCGAACAUUUUUAGAUCGGUUGUGAGCUUACAGUUUCACCAGAAUGAGAAGACAGCGGGAAGUAAUCGGUAUUAGUUGAAUGCAGCAAAUAGGGAACCAAAUUUUAUGGUUUUUGCUUUGUUUGGAACACACUAAAUCACAUGCAAUCCGAUAGUGGUUAAAGUGAUACCGAAAUUUAUAGGCAAACCAUUCACGCAGAAUCAUACCACAACUAAUGUAAUCGCUUUUAUUUACGUGCGUCUACCAAGUAAAGCGGUUAUAAUUAAUAAUAAAAUAAAAGCAAAAAAACAAACAAACAUAACAAAGUAGUGCAACAAAUGGCAAAUCAAUCGUGUGUUAGUGUCGGUGUUAGUAGUACUUUCUUGGCUAUAAUCUAUAAAACGGCUAGGUUCCGCUGCGUAACCUACGCCGUUGUACGUAUUGGAGGACAGGUUGGAACAAAAGGCUUAAAGUUUACAGUUUGUCAAACCAAACCAUUACGAGCGUUUAACAUACGUAUUCUGGGGGAACUCAACUAUGGCACCCAAUUAGCACCACACCACACCAACCCAUACCGGUCCGAUCAAAUCAUCCCGCGAUGUGUGCAACGAUGAUGCAAGACUGAAUUACACACCACACAAAUCAGCAAACGCGACCGAAUGGCUUCCUUUUUUUCUAUCGGUUGUUUCAUGGUUUCAGUAACAUUUUUCUUUGCGUGAAACUCAUAGCGAACCAAAUCAAGUAACGACAGUUAAUGUUACAGACAUAUCGCGUUCAAGGGUUAGCUAUCGUUCUAUUGAUUUUCCUACUGUUUUCCGUUGGGUUUCUAUUCAACCGAUGAUCUCAUUGCAUACCAUGCGUACGGAGAUAUAAACGCCAAUUUUUCACUGACAAUCUCAAUCUUAGUGCUUGCGUGUAUGCACUUUCGCGGUCGAUUCUUACAUUUGCAAUCGUUUCCGUUUCGUUAUGCUUGCCCAUCAUCAGCUUUGAACUUUUGUGACAAAAAAAAGUCACACCGAAAAAACAAUGAGAGCAAGCGACGGAAAGCAGGAGAAAAGAAUACCCAUAUUGCAUAGGAACCGAGAACGCACACGUUAUCCGUUCCGUUGUUUAAAGUGGUGUAAAAACGAGUGCUUAACUACAAAAACACUGGUAAUAAUCGUUGUUUAAGCACACAAGCAAACGUUAGCCGAUGGGCAUACAUUUGUAGCGUAGGGAAACGAAAGCAAACCGCCAUCCCCUGCACCGGUGGUUGGCAGUGGGUAGAGGUUUGACGAUAAAACAAAUGAAUAAAAUAUUCAGGUAUCUAAACAGGCUGUGAAAUAGUCUAUUUGUUUAUUCUAGUUUUUAUUGAUCAUGUUUGAGGCAGAUGUGUAUUUGUAUACGUGUUUUGUAUCUUAUGUUAGUGUACGUUUUGUUCACUUCCUUUCAUAUACUUUUCAAUUAUUGCCUUUCCACUGUAGGCAUGAUAUGUCUUGAGUUUUUUUUGUAUCUUUGUGUAAAAACAAACAAACAAUCUUUACUGAUUCUGAUACUCCGUUUGUUAUCGUGUUUAUGAUGGAUGGUGUUUGACAGAAUUUAAGUGCGAGAAAUUAAUUUCCAGAGCAAAACCAAAAUCAAAAGUAAGACCAGAUAACAAAAUACAAAAACGAAACAAGAUUUUAGUAAAAAAAAACUUAAGAAACGUGAAACCAGAACUGGAAAUUUAACGAAAAAUAACAUUUUAGCGAAACAAUCUACAACUAAAUCAAUGAAAACAGUACGUCAACAAAAACCAAUCAUGAUCAUGAACAACUAAACUGCCAAGCAUGCAAAACAAUGGAAAACGAUGCAUUUGUUCGAUUUUAAAUGGAAAUGUUUGGCUUUACAUUUGUAUCAUUCAUGCUAGGGCCUGUGGUGAAGUUUUUUUUCUUCUUUUUAAUAUUGUUUCCUUUAUUUUCCUUUGGUUUGCUAAUGUUAAUGUUAAACGGUACAGAAUACAAAUCGUAGCUACUUUUAAGACUCAAUCAAAAACGAGAAGGAUAUGGUGUUUGUUUUAUGCAAGGAAGUUGAUUACAGACACUUCAUUCUACGAUUUUUUUUAUUACAAAUCAGUCAAAGUAGUCGUUUACAUCCGAGCAUUGAAUUGAAUCAAAUCAAACUGUGGCAAUAACUAAAGAAAACAAACAAACAAAAACAGUACUUAAUCUAUGUAGCGUUCGUGGACGUUUGUAUUUUAUAGUUAUGUUUUGUUUUCAACAGUCGGUUUGUUUUUUCUUCUUCUACAGGCUGCCAUUGGAAAGGGCUUUGAAAUUUAACAAUUACUUUGUUAAGCAGGAAUAAUACUGCAAAACAGAAAAAAGGAACAUUGAAAACAAAAAAAACAUAGGGCCGCUGUUAAGACGCCGAAAUCGUCAUGCAAUUGAAGCAAACAAACUAAUAAGGUUGAGAACGCAUAACAUAUUCGUAAACAUCGCUUUCAAUGUGUAGUGAACCGUUUCUUUCAUAUUAAGACUUAACAGAAAAUAAUCUAGCAUACAGUAAGUUAUACACUAUACAAACAUGUUGAAUUGAGUGAUAUUGAAUAUUAUUACUAACAAAAAAGAAAUAAACACUCAAUUAGUGGAUGUGCUAAUGAAGCUAACCAGUUCACCCAUACAUGUGUCCUGCAGUUUCACAGCCAGAUUGGUGCAGUAAAAAUAUUGAUUUUACCUUGCGACAAAUAACCGAUAGCGCAUGGACACUUAUCCCGAAACGGAUAAUGGUCAGUUGAAUCAAGCCAAGCGUUCGUGCAGAUUGUGCGUACAUUUGUGGGUAAUAUUAAGGAAGAAGUUUUUAAAAUACCAUAACAAAACAAACACAACAACAAAAUGGAGGGAAAAAAAUCACAUACUAUAUUAAUCGAAACGAAACAAAACAAAUCAUUAAAUGUCUAUUUAUAUAUUUACAAACCAACAAAUCAGAAAAGGAAACAAAACAAACAAAAAACCAAUUAAAAGUAGAAAGAAUUGCAAGAAUCUGUAAAGGAAGUAAAAUAAUGCCGUAAACUAAACCAACCAGGAGCAAGUACACUAGAAUAUAAUAAUAAGUAUUGAUAUUAUUAUACUACUAUUACGAUAAUGUAUAAUCAUCUUCACGCAACCGUAGAGUGUGAUGUGUGAUCGUUUCAAAGUGUUGCAAAUUUCCAUUCGGUAAUUGGAUGCGGGAAAGAUGGUAGAGGUCUUAUCUAGAAUAAGAAAGCCGCAUAAAUGGAGUGCGAAUUCAUUGAGCAUUUAAACAGAACCACUGGCAGUACCGAUGAAAACAAAAAAAAAUCUAAAACCUGGUUGGAAUUGCUACAGUUAAAUAAAAUCCGCAUUGUACUUGCUGCGUAUCAGCAAGAGAUGACAAAAAAGCAACAACAAAACAACAAACAAAAGCCGAAAUCUGAGAGUGAAUAUUUACAGCAAAACACAGCGUAUUUCUAAUAAGCGAUACAAGCAACAACAAAAAAAACAAAUACAAAAUCAAAGUGACUGAGCAUGUCAUGUGUGUCUGCCAGGUUGUUGGAAGGUCCUGUAGUAGUGCUGGAGAAGGAAAAGGAGAAAUCACUGGAACCGAUUGCUUGCAAAUAUUUUGCCAAGCCAAGCCCCUGCAAGCGGAUGGCGGGCGGGUUGAAAGCGGUGUGUCUUAGCAGGGAUAUUAUUCAGCUGGUUUGGAAACAUGGAAAUCGAUCAUACGGAAAGAUGCCUCGUAACGAACCCCGGUACCAGGGAUAGUCGAGGCAUAUUGCUCCGAGAACAUUUGGCACCGAUGGGGGUGCGGAGGCAUCGAAUGUUUGUACAUUUUGUAGCUAAAGAAUCUGAGCAUUAGAAUCGAACUGUUGUUAACCCCUUUUGCUCGGAUGUUGUUUGUUUUUUUUUCUUUCGAGUUCGAAGAUGUGAAGUUGGGAGGAAUUAUUGGCAGUUGGUAAUGCUGUCCCCUAUGAGACGCAAUAUUGGUGGGGUUCGAUUUUAAACGGAGAACUGUUUGAACCGGGUGCUAUAAAUUAGGUCCAAGAAAGAUAAAAAAAGAAGUUAUAAUACAAACGAAAACACAAACACGCACACAUGCAAGGAAACAUUAAACAAGUGAAGUAAAAACAAGUAAAACAGAAAAAAAGCACAUACACACAUAUGUGUGUCACAUGGAAAUCACAUGGACAAGGAGCAAUUAAUUUGAACGGAUUUUCUAAGCAUGUGAACGUGUACGUUGAGGAGUGUUGAGGAACGAGAUGUUGACAUGAGCGAAACUUAUGAAAAAUACCAAAAAACAAAACACUCACAACCAUAUUUGCAUACCCAUUAAAACGAAAGCAUAGGACAUCCAGUCAGCCGACUCGAGAAGCUUUAGAAGACAAACGUGUCAAAACGAGAGUAAAAGCUGAAGAAUGGUAAACGUUUAAGAACAAAACAAAGUAAACAAAACAAAAAAAUAGCAUCGUUGACGAUGGUUUCAUAAUGAAAGGAAAGGUUUUAAAGCAAAGCUAGUCGACAGUUUGCCUAGGAAUGUCCCUUUUUGGCUAGAGCGCAACUACGAAGCGAAAUCAUACUUGCAAAUCAUCCACCAUUUUGAACGAAUGUGAAUAAAUAGCCAGUCGAAGCAAAUGUGUUCUAUUGUUACAAGCAUAGCAAAAUCAUCACACCGAAAUGCUCUUUAGAAAUGGCCGCAGGACUAAGCGGAAGGUGCUACUUUACAACUACCACUAAAGGAAAACAAAAAAAAACACACACACACAGCUGAGUUUGUUAUGACUGCUUCAAUUUGAAACGUUUGGAAAACUGCAACAGAGGACAAAUUUGUGAGCCUUUCAAACAGGCCAAUGUUGUGUCGUUGCGCAAGGAGACAAAAGGAGGAGGAAAGAAAACACAAAAGUACGUUAUCGAACAUCUUUGACUGGGUCAUCAUUUCGAUACAGAAAAAAGAAUGACAACCAUAACCAUUGAUGAUGUUUCGAAAUUAUUAAAAAACGAUAACUAAAAACAAAAAACCAUUACACAAACUGUAACCGGGGGCCCACAGUACACAAAUUAGUAAAACAAAUAAAAAACAAAUAAAAGUAUGAAAAGACGCAACUAACGCAAAGAUACAGUGAAGAAUUGUGAAUAUUGUGUAUAAAGUGUAAGUGAGUCGUGAAGCUAGGGAAGUAGUAGCAUCGGUAGUAUUAUUGGUAAAGCAAAGAAAAUAAAAAGAGCAAAGAAAUGGAAACAAACGAAAAGAGAUAGAAAGCAAACAGUUAUAAAUCAACACAUAACAGCAGAUAAAUAAAACACAAACAACAAUCUUACAAUGUAGAGGAAACAAAAGGAAAACAUACAAUAUAAACUGAGCUAGAGGUAAAGCGAGAGUUUGUGGAUAUGAACGGUCCCUUGUGACCAAAUUCAAGUUAAUUACGUGUGUACGAGGAAAAGGACAAUUAUUGAAUAAUGAAAACAAAACAAACAAAAAACUAAACACAACCUGUUUUAAUGGUUAUCCUCUGGGGGUUUCUUCUACCAAAAGGAAGGAAGAAAAAAACCCGAUAUAAUCCUACUGUGGAAUGGAGGAAAAGAAAAACAAAAUGGAAUAAGCAAAUGAAAAGUUUACCAAAAUGUGAAUUGUAAUAAGUUUCCGACCGUUUAUGCCUGUGUUUUGUAUCUUAGUUCAUUAUGUACGUUUAAGUGUAAAUAAAAGUAACAAUAAAAACAAUUUUAAACAGUUUAAAACAGGAGUGUGUGUGAGUAUACAUGAGAGGGAUGUAAAAAAACAACACAAAAACAAACAAUUACCAACCGUAAACACAAACAAAAUCACACAAUGAAAAAAAAAUACAUUCAGUGGUUGGCAAAAAGGGAAAACAACAUAUAAAAACAAAUCAUUUAACCAAGAUGCAGCGAGGAGGAUGUACGGUGACGAAAGAGUUGACAAGCGAUUCGAUAGGAGUAUUAGUAUUAAGAAGCUGUUACAAAGCAAUUGUCCAAAAACGGAACAUAAAUAAGUUAAAAAUCUAUGAAAAAACAAAACAGAAAUGAGAACAAGAAAUCACAGCGUUACAGCGAUCGAGAAAGGAUCGGAGAUAGUGAGCAGGGAGGCGAAAUAAUGCAAACAAAACACAAAUGCAUAACAACAUUAUUGGACGGUCUGCUUCCGACGUGGUAAUCGGAAGUGGAUUACUGAACAGCAAUGUUUGAUUAGUUUGUACAUUUGAAAGUCAACAUGUAAUUUUUACUUUUGAAUUUAUGUACAGUUUGAAACGUUUUGUUUGUUUCUGUUAAGCGACUAAUGAUGAUAAUAAAACAAAAAGGAAAGUGCAGUUUAUUUGCAAAAAAAUA
This is a messenger RNA of Anopheles funestus (African malaria mosquito), 16639 nucleotides long. Its product is annotated as myb-like protein Q. The record is from RefSeq and is a predicted model, not a curated record. Gene Ontology annotation, molecular function: RNA polymerase II cis-regulatory region sequence-specific DNA binding; DNA-binding transcription factor activity, RNA polymerase II-specific. NCBI's taxonomy places the organism in Eukaryota, Metazoa, Arthropoda, Insecta, Diptera, Culicidae. The coding region runs from base 1582 to 3777 and encodes 731 amino acids. Gene Ontology annotation, biological process: positive regulation of transcription by RNA polymerase II; cell differentiation; anatomical structure morphogenesis. The transcript has 3 exons.